CAUUUUAGAUCUUUUUGUGUUUGUGUUUGUGAAUUGGGUUGUUAGUGUUCAAGAUGCCCGAGCCAGCCAAGUCAGCUCCGGCCCCGAAGAAGGGCUCCAAGAAGGCGGUGACCAAGGCGCAGAAGAAGGACGGCAAGAAGCGCAAGCGCAGCCGCAAGGAGAGCUACUCGGUGUACGUGUACAAGGUGCUGAAGCAGGUGCACCCCGACACGGGCAUCUCGUCCAAGGCCAUGGGCAUCAUGAACUCGUUCGUCAACGACAUCUUCGAGCGCAUCGCGGGCGAGGCGUCCCGCCUGGCGCACUACAACAAGCGCUCGACCAUCACGUCCAGGGAGAUCCAGACGGCCGUGCGCCUGCUGCUGCCCGGGGAGCUGGCCAAGCACGCCGUGUCCGAGGGCACCAAGGCCGUCACCAAGUACACCAGCUCCAAGUAAACUUGCCAAGUAAGCGUCCUGUCAUCCAACCCCAAAGGCUCUUUUCAGAGCCACUUCCAUUCUCA
Mustela erminea (ermine) is the source of this 499-nucleotide messenger RNA. RefSeq names its product histone H2B type 1-C/E/F/G/I. The coding region runs from base 54 to 434 and encodes 126 amino acids. The transcript has a single exon. Gene Ontology annotation, cellular component: nucleosome. Gene Ontology annotation, molecular function: structural constituent of chromatin; protein heterodimerization activity; DNA binding. The record is from RefSeq and is a predicted model, not a curated record. NCBI's taxonomy places the organism in Eukaryota, Metazoa, Chordata, Mammalia, Carnivora, Mustelidae.